Messenger RNA from Microcebus murinus (gray mouse lemur), 1629 nucleotides. NCBI's taxonomy places the organism in Eukaryota, Metazoa, Chordata, Mammalia, Primates, Cheirogaleidae. The record is from RefSeq and is a predicted model, not a curated record.
CCUAUAAACUGCCUGUUUGUUAGUCUCCUUCGGCUUUGCAGAAAAGAUUUGCUAAGAUACACUGCUAUAAAAACUUUUACAAAAAGCUGUUUCAAAUGAUUCCUCCAUGUGAAAACGCCCUCCACAUAAUGUACCACGAGGCUCAGAGAGGCAUGAGAGACAAGGAUGUCACAAAGAGGCUGCAAUACCCCUCACAACAAAAUCUCAACUCCAAAUGGGAAAACAGUAUUCUGCAACCUCCACAGUGUGCAACUAAAGUUAACAUAUGGGAAAUAAAGCCUCCUGAUUUUAGUUAUAAACUGUAUACAUCUUUGGGAUUUCCAAAAAUAUCAUCAAGAACCCUUAAAGAAGAACAAAAGAGAAAAAAAAGCAAUGUUCCAGAAAGAAUAGUUGACUUGCCCAGCAUAAGGAAUCAUCCCAAGAAGGCCAUAUCUAAGUUUGUAACUACAUUUCCACAUCUGGAUUCACACAGAGCGCAGUUAAUGUUUGUAAAGGGUGGAAAAUCCCCGAGGGGUGUAUAUGUCGAUCCAAAACCACAUGACUUCCGACAGUACCAACCUGAUUUACCAAACUUUGUGACAACUUAUGAAAAGGACCCUUUGGGAUUAAAAUUUAAGUCACAACUCUUAAGUACAGAACGUGGGAGCCAUUUACUGAAAAAUGAUAAACAGAAGAACACUAUAGAAAGAUUUAUCACCUACAAGUCUCGUGAAUGCACCUGGGACUCAAAACUAAUUCUGACAAAAUCCCCAUGGCCUGUUAGAUCUGCUUCAUACACAAGACACAGAAGGCGGCGUGAUGCGUAUGGUGCAUUUAUGGAUCGUGUGGAAGAAAAGUUUAUGAAAACACGCCAGAUCAGAUAGCUGAUAGACCAAAUCAACAUAGUGCUUCUGGAACUCUCGCUUGAAUGUUCACCUUCUGUGCAUUUCCUAAUAAAAGCCAUGACGAAUUUUGGCACCAUCCUGGAUUCCAGAGAAAUCUGCACUCCCCCAGAGGCACAAGAAAGUUCUAAAACAACAAAUGUUCUCAAAUAAAAAGUUGCAUAAUUUAAAUUUCUGUGUUGCAACAUGGAUGAGAAUACUGUCAUCAGGCUUUUGAUUUAGUUUGUGAAAUUUAGAUCUCACAACUAUGAGUGGAAAUGCUAAUAAAAGUUGUGCCUCUGAUAAUACUCAAAAUUAUAGAGAUGCUCUAGUUUCAGCUUAAGCUAAGAACAGUAGAUAAACAAGAGCAUUACUUACUAAUUUUGACCGCCAAGGUUCUCUAAGGCAGAUGUUGCAAAUUUUAUGUUUGUAUCCUUCACAGAAAAAAAAAUUCUCUGUAUAUAGUAUAUAUUCUCCUAAAGGAUAACUAUUACACUGUGUGUGCAGAAGUGAUAGUUGGUUAAAGGUCAAAACUUAAAAAAAAAAGUACAGAACACAGUUUAAGUAGUUUAAAUACAAAUAAGGCAAUAACCAGUGGGAUAUUAUCCAAAGACAAAAGAAUAGGAAAGUUGAAUUUGUGACAGAGCUAAGUUCUUCUAAGGUUUAAGUUGUUCCUAGAAAUAGAUCUUAUUUCAUUAAUUGUAGGAUGCCAGAUGGCUUGUGAUAAUGUUUAUUUCUCAAAAAAAAAAAAAAUCAAGAGUUAUAUGGA